CGUGGCAGUUCCACGAACCGCCGCCAGAGUGCACUUUCGACGCCAAGAUCCAUGAACGUCAACUCGCGCAUGGGCAAGAAGGCCGCGUCCCAGCGCGCUGCGACGCAAACAUCCAUGACAGGCAACAGCUCCAUGAAGGCCAAGGGCCGGAAGAAGUCGAUUGCGCCGCCGCGGAUCCGCCACUUGGCUGUCAAGAAGCCCGCCCAAGAGCUCGCCGAGUACGAAACCGGCUACAACAACCACGAGAUCAUCGUAACCGGGGGCGGCGCGCGGACCCACUCGUUCAAGAAUGCGCCACCGCUCGAGAGCGUCCAGGGAUCGUCGAUCCGCCGGUCGAUGCUCAAGAUCAAGGCCAAGGCGCAAAGCCCCAAGACGUACGUCAUCGACCCAAAGAGCGCACGUGCGACGCAGUGGGACGUCUUCAUGGCCUUUCUCAUCGCGUACAGCGGCAUCACGGUGCCGCUCAGCGUGUGUUUUCCUGGGCUUCAAAGCAUCUCGGGGUUCUGGCCCUACGUCGACAACUUUGUCGAUGGCUGUUUUGGCAUUGACAUUGUGCGCAACUUUAUGAUGGGGUACCACGACGACCAGGACCAGCUCGUCGUCAACCAUCGAGAGAUCGCCAAGCAGUACGUCAAGACGUGGUUCUUGAUCGACUUCUUCUCGACCUUUCCGCUGCAAGCGGUGGCGACGGCCACCAACGCCUCCCUCGGCAACUCGAGUUCGUUUGCCUCCAUCCAGCUCAUUCGCAUCUUCCGCGUCUUUCGCAUCCUCAAGCUCACGCGGCUCGUCAAGCUCCGCGUCUUCUUCAAAAAGGCCGAAGAUCGGUUUGGCUUCAACCCCGGCAUGGUGCGCCUCGUCCGGCUCAUCAUGCUUGUGCUCUUUCUAUCGCAUGUCAUGGCGUGCUUCUUCCACUUGCUCGGCAGCCCCGUCGACCCGUCGUUUAGCGGUGCCCAACGCCGCCGCCUCGGGCUCACACCCACCGCCGAGUACUUGACGUACAAACCCAACGUGACGUGGCUCCAAGACAACGACCUCCGCAUCGAGAGCGACAGCGUCCGGUAUAUGUACAGUCUCUACUGGGUCAUGACGACGCUCGCCGGUGUCGGCUUUGGCGACGUGCACGCCGUCUCGAUCUCGGAGCGCAUGUACGCCACGUUUGCCAUGAUGAUUGGUGCAUCGGUCUUUGGCUUUGUCAUCGGGUCCAUCUCGUCCCUCCUUGAGUCCAUGGACACGCGCGCGGCGGCGUACCAGAUGAAGAUGAUGGACGUCAAGGACUACAUCCGUGUGCACAAGCUGCCAAAGGAGCUGCGGGUCAAACUCUGCCGGUACUUUGAGCACUACCUUCAGCGCGCGUCGCUCUUCGACGAGUCGUCGAUACUCAGUGAAGUGUCAUUGAACCUCCGCAACGAAGUUGAUUCCGCGAUCCGCAACAUCAAUGCGCAGUUUGUGAUGGACAUGGCCAUCAACAUCAAGCCGCUCUUCCUCUUGGCCGACUCGGUCAUUGCCAAAGAGCACACGGUGGGCCGCGAAAUGUACUUUCUCAACUCGGGCAUCGUUUCGGUGUGCAACUCGACGAUGCAAGGCCAUCGCGUGCUCCUCGAUGUGCUCAGCGAGAACACGUAUUUUGGCGAAGCGCCGCUCCUCUUUUACUGUCUCCGCGAGAACACCUACAUCAGCCUCACCAAUUGCGAGAUGUACACGCUUCUCAAGGAAGAUUUCGACGCUCUCCUCGAAGAGUACCCUGACACGGAGAGCAUCCUCACCGAGCACUAUGACCUGCGCAAGAAGAACUACACGGACACGCACGCCACCAUGAUGCAACGCUUCUCGAUGUACGACAAGUACAAGGACGACCCGGCGCAGCUCCGGCGCGUCGAAGACCUCUGGCCGCACCUCAAGAUCUCGUUCAACGGGACGCCGCUGCCGAUCGAGCAAUUUCCCGCGCCCAUUUUGAAGCUAUUGCCCCACUUUUUAAGCCCCCGCGUCUCGGUCUUCAAUUCGGUCUUUUCGAAAAAAGUCAUUCUCGACGGCAUGAAGCCCAAGUAUGAGAAAGCUUUUACGCAGCCCAAGCGACUGCGUGCGCUCAUUCGUCCGCAAGCCCCGUGGAAGCUGCGCUGGGACAUCCUUCUCGGUGUUCUCAUCGUCUACAACGUCAUGAGCAUUCCCUUUCAAUUCGCGUUCCAAGGCGGCUACAUGGGUGACAUGACCGUCGACCCCGUCGUGAUUAUGCUCGACUACAUGGUGGACAGUAUUUUUGGGGUCGAUAUUGUCCUCAACUUUCGAACUGGGUACCUCGACGACGAGAGCCGGCUCGUGAUGGACGCCCAAAAGAUUGCCAGGCGCUAUCUCCGAUUUUGGUUUUGGACCGACGUGGUCUCGACCUUUCCCAUUGGCGCCGUUGCGGACGCCAUGAGUCCGUCCGCGGCGCAGCUGAAUGCCACCACCGUCUCGUCGUUCCAGAACUUCAAGCUCAUUCGCUUCGUGCGCCUCGCGCGAUUGCUCAAACUCAUGCGCCUUCUCAAACUCAAUCGCAGCGUGAGCAGCGUCGAGAAUGUGCUCGACCUCAGCCCCGCCGCGAUUCGCCUCAUGAAACUGUUCGUGCACGUGUGUUUCAUUGCGCACCUCUCGGCGUGUGUCUUCUUCUUCAUCGGGCAGCUCUCGCAGCAGAUCUAUGGCGCGUGCUGGAUCGGCCCCGCGCUGUGGAAUGCACCGACCUUGGACAAGUACAUUACGUCGCUCUACUUUAGCUUUACGACCAUGGCGACGGUCGGGUAUGGCGACAUUUUGCCUGUGACGCCGCUCGAGGUCAUCUACGUGACGUUCUACAUGCUGCUGGGCGCGUCCAUCUUUGGCUACAUCAUUGGGUCCAUGUCGACGCUGGUCGAUCAGAUGCAAACCAAGGGGAUUCUCGCCAAGGAAAAGAUGGACCGCGUCAAGGAAUACAUGAAGGAGCGCAACUUGCCAAAGCCGCUCCGCGUGCGCAUUCGCAAGCACUUUGAGUUUUACUUGGCGCAAAAGGAGAUCUCAGCCGACUCGGACCUUGUCCACGAACUCUCGGACGACCUCCGCACGCAGCUCGUGAUCCACUUGAACAAGGACGUGGUAGCCAAAAUCCCAUUCUUCGCCAACCAAGACGACGCGUGCAUCUCGUACCUCAUGGGCAUCUUGAGCCAAGAGUGCUUUACGCCCGGCGAAUUCGUCUUCCGCGGCGAGUUUGGACGCCACAUGUACUUUCUUGUCAAAGGCACGGUCGAAGUCGUCAUCAACGUCAACACGCCCCAAGAGCUGCUCUGCAAGGUGCUCUCGGAAGGGUCGUACUUUGGCGAGCUCGCGAUGCUAUUGAACUCCAAGCGCUCAGCAAGCAUUCGCUGCAAGACGUUUGGCGUCCUCUAUGUCUUGAGCCGCAGCGGCAUGGACCACAUCCACUCGCACUACCCCAAUAUCUCCAACCACAUCAUGAAGGAGAUCCGCGCCAAGCUCUUGAAAAUCCAAAAGGAGGCCGACGCCCGCGAGGCGUCGUCGCAGAACAUUCCACGCUUCCCGACGAAGCAGCCGACCGUGACGGAGCAGGCGCUUCUGGACGCAUACGCCAAGGUCGACAAGAUCAUUCUCAAGCUCGUCAACUUUUACGGCGACGGCGAAAAGUCCAAGCACCGAGCGAUCGCGACCAUGGUGAGUCGGCUCAAGAAAUUCGACUUUGACGGACAGUCGGUCUACGAUGCCCCGAAACAGACUGAGACCAAGAAGAGCGAGGUCGCACGUCGCCAGUUUGCCAAGGCCGGACGCAAGCUCAUCAUCAACAUGAAUGCAUUCGCCGUCGAAUCCAAGCGGGCGACGUCCGAGACGCGCUGGAUGAGUAUGCCAAGCCACGCGGACGAAGCCACCGGCCCCCGUGCACGCGUGCUCAUCGACUCGCUCGAGGCGGCACCCGGGCCUUCUAGGAGCCGCCGCGUCAAAGGCCCGUCCUUGACCGACGUCGUUACGUCAAACUAG
Saprolegnia parasitica CBS 223.65 is the source of this 3993-nucleotide messenger RNA. RefSeq lists its product as hypothetical. Gene Ontology annotation, biological process: potassium ion transmembrane transport; regulation of membrane potential. Gene Ontology annotation, cellular component: membrane. Lineage: Eukaryota; Oomycota; Saprolegniomycetes; Saprolegniales; Saprolegniaceae. The transcript has 16 exons. Gene Ontology annotation, molecular function: voltage-gated potassium channel activity. The coding region runs from base 52 to 3993 and encodes 1313 amino acids. The record is from RefSeq and is a predicted model, not a curated record.